AAUUAAACAGUCAAGAAAAAUCAAAAUGCAGCAACAACAUCAAGCUCUAGUUUUAAUUUCAAAAAUGGUGAAAAUCCCGCCUUUAAAAGCUCUCUCACUCGUCAAUUCAUCCAUUAAUCAACCCGGUUUGGUUUUACGCCCGAAAAUCAGUUCUUUUAUGUAUGAAUCGGUUAUCAUCGCCUAUAUUCUAUCUGGGUCAACAGAGCAAGCUCUGUUUUACUUUGAACAAACUGUGAAUAAAGGCAUUGUUAUUGAACCUAAUGUUUUCAAUACGCUGUUGAAAUCUUUCGUUAAAUCGAGUUCUUUCGAGAAGGCAUUGCUGUUUUUUAACGAAACGAAAGGGAAAAUAAAACUCGAUAUGUACAGUUUUGGCAUUAUGAUUAAAAGCUGUUGCGAAGCGGGUGAGUUGGACAAAGGUUUUGAGCUAUUGAGUGAGUUGGAAGAGACGGGUUUUGACCCGAAUGUAGUUGUUUAUACUACUUUAAUUGAUGGGUGUUGUAAGAAUGGUGAUGUUGAGAGAGCAAAGCUUUUGUUUAAUAAAAUGGGGGAGCUUGGUUUGGUUGCUAAUGAGUUUACUUACACUGUUUUGAUUAACGGGUUCUUUAAAAAAGGUCGUAAAAAAGACGGGUUUAAGCUGUUUGAAAAGAUGAAGAUUGAUGGAGUGUUGCCCAAUUUGUAUACUUACAAUUGUGUGAUGAAUGAGUGGUGUAAUGAAGGGAAGAUUGAUCAAGCAUAUCAACUGUUCGAUGAAAUGCGUGAGAGAGGUAUCGUGUGUAAUGUUGUUACUUAUAAUACCUUGAUUGGUGGGCUGUGUAAGGAGUUGAAGGUAUUGGAGGCUAAUAAGUUGGUUGAUCAAAUGAAGAGAGGUGGUAUUAGUCCGAAUUUAGUUACGUAUAACACGCUAAUACACGGUUUUUGUAGCGUAAAAAAGAUGAAUAAAGCGUUGAGUUUGUUUGAGCAAUUGAAGUCGAAUGGUUUGUCUCCGUCUUUAGUUACGUAUAAUAUUUUGGUACAAGGCUAUGCUAAUAGCGGAAAUUGGGUGGCCGUCGCUGAUUUAGUUAAGGAGAUGGAGGAACGAGGCAUUUCGCCUUCGAAAGUUACAUAUACGAUCCUAAUUAGUUCGCACGUUCGAAAUGGCGAUAUGGAGAAAGCAUUUUAUUUCUAUUCUUCAAUGGAGUCUAUUGGUCUUGUUCCUGAUGCACAUGUCUAUGGUGUAUUAUUACAUGGUUUGUGCAUGAAAGGUCAUAUGAAAGAAGCUUCGAAACUAUUUAGAUCAAUGAAAUUUGAAGCUAGUGAUGUUAUAUACAAUACAAUGAUUAAUGGUUACUGCAAAGAAGGUAGCUCAUUUAGAGCCUUGAGGCUUGUUAAAGAAAUGGAGGAUUUGGGAUUGGUUCCAAAUGUGGCUAGCUAUAGUUCUACUAUUGGAGUCUUGUGCAAUGAUGGUAAGUGGCAAGAAGCUGAGACCUUACUGAACAAGAUGAGAGAAUUGGGGCUAGAGCCAACAGUUUCAAUCUACAACUUGGUUUCUAAAACAAAAUACGGGACAGAAUUAUCGCAUUGAGAAAUGGGAACAGUGAAAUAAGAAGCACCGAAACGAAAUAAGAUAAUGAUUUUUUUUUAUAUAUAAGAACGGGUUAUACAAAUAGAGGUUUGGAGGGUAUCUUUAGAUUAUAUGCCGAUUUCUCUAAUGCUUUUCUUCGUUCAAGGUUCAAUAUUCAGGCGCAAGCUAUUAAACGAGCAACUGAAGCUGUUGGGAGCCGGGGAGUAAGCGUAAUUCUUUUUGCAUAAUUUUGUUUAUUAAAUUUAGAAUGCCUCUAUUUGUGCAAAUGGUAUUUUGAACUUGAAAUGAGUUUCACAAGCAUUUUUAAAAAUAAA
Mercurialis annua (annual mercury) is the source of this 1875-nucleotide messenger RNA. Its product is annotated as pentatricopeptide repeat-containing protein At4g11690. The record is from RefSeq and is a predicted model, not a curated record. Gene Ontology annotation, molecular function: protein binding. NCBI's taxonomy places the organism in Eukaryota, Viridiplantae, Streptophyta, Magnoliopsida, Malpighiales, Euphorbiaceae. The coding region runs from base 26 to 1561 and encodes 511 amino acids. The transcript has a single exon.